AUGAUUUUAUGUCGGUCGUUGACUUCGGAUUAUGCAUCCCAUGCUGACACUGCUGAAGAGGAUGGCACGAGUAAUGACGCUGAUGAGUUGGAUGAAGAUGAAGAUUAUGAUCAAGACGUUGACGAUGAGCAGGUGUUUGAGGAGGAUAGCAAAGGGGCAGUGCUUAGGGAUAAUCUUGCUAAUUUGCAAACUGAGAUCAAUAUCAAAGAGAGGUAAGG
This is a messenger RNA of Strongylus vulgaris, 218 nucleotides long. The record is from the annotation of a GenBank genome assembly. Lineage: Eukaryota; Metazoa; Nematoda; Chromadorea; Rhabditida; Strongylidae.